This is a messenger RNA of Dreissena polymorpha, 1055 nucleotides long. RefSeq names its product E3 ubiquitin-protein ligase TRIM33-like. The coding region runs from base 81 to 1055 and encodes 324 amino acids. NCBI's taxonomy places the organism in Eukaryota, Metazoa, Mollusca, Bivalvia, Myida, Dreissenidae. The record is from RefSeq and is a predicted model, not a curated record. Gene Ontology annotation, molecular function: zinc ion binding. The transcript is spliced from 4 exons.
UGACAAUCAAUAAGACAAGAUACCUUAUUAUUUGAGUAAAAUCAAAGAUUUAGAGAUAAAAAGCUUCAGUGGUCAACAAAAUGGCAACCUUUUCGCAACCCACCAUUGAAAGUGGAUCUGACAUGGUCCAAGACUUCUUGUGUUCGACCUGCGAAGAAAAGAAACUAGAGGAAUCAGCUGAUUAUUAUUGCGAAUCCUGCGUGAAGUUUUUCUGCAGGAAAUGUAUUGACUUGCACAGCCAGUUGUUUACGCAACAUUCCCAUCAUGGAAGAGGAGAUAUGAAGAAAUGGCCAGUUGCCAAGAAGAUGGAAGAUUUUCUUCUUAAAUGUGAUGUUCAUAAAGAAGAAAACAAUGAAAUGUUUUGCGAAGACCAUAGCCAGCUGUGCUGCAAUAAAUGUGCUAUUCUGAAUCACAGGACAUGCAAAACGGUGAUUCUUUUAUCAGACUUGGUAAAAAAUACCCGCACAGACCUGAAACAAGUAUCAGUUACCAUCCAAACUACUUUGGCAAAACUGAAGGAGCUUCAAGAAAACCAGGAGGAUAGCAUUCAGACUCUGCUAAGUUCAUAUGAUGAGCAGUUACACAAAAUACAGGAAAAUCGUAAAAAAAUAAUUGCAGCCUUAAACAAGCUUGAACAAAAGGCAAUGCAGGAAUUGAAAGAUACACUGACCAAACUGCAAGCCCCUCUUGAUCGGGAUAUCGACAAAUGUUCCACUCUUCAAGAUGAAUUAAAACAACUUGGAGAAGCUAUCCACGACAUUGGUGAUAAAAACAAGCAGGAACUAUCUCUUAUAGCCAGCAUUAAAUGCAAGGAGAAAAUUCAGCAGUUUGAAAAAUAUCAGAAGGAGAACUUUGUUGAAAUAAAAUCUGUAAUAUCUUUUCAGCCUAAUAAUAAAAUUGUGGAGUACCUUUCCAAGUUGUCAGGUCUUGGGAUGACAUUGACAGUGAUACAAAAUCCAAACAAAGUAAUUAGGAUGGACGGGAAGUCUGAGUAUGAUGUACGCACAGAAGGUGAAUUCAAAUGCAGUAUCGGAGACAUAUAUCACUCCCAGUGA